AAACGCGCCAACGGGGGAAAAGUCCAGCAUCGAGCAUCGAGAUCGUCGACAAGAUCAGGAACACGAGCGGGGGCCAGUAAGCGCUUCUCUUCUUCCUCGUCUUGACGCUGACAUGUCCCUGGGAGACAAGCCCGCCCACGUCCCUCCUCCUGGCCCGUCACGAGGCGAGGGGCCGCUGCGUAUUGGCGCCUAUCAUAUCCCCCUCCCAUCAGAAGCAGUCCUCACCUGGCCGCAGCUCUGCGAGAUAACAGCCAGUGGAGACUUGAACGAUCUCAAUCGCCAUUCGAACUGCGAGAAUGAGUAUCGCGAAUGGCGAGAACCUAUCAAGGCUCAGUACGGUGACCUGGAGACGUACAUCCGCAAGGUCAGGCUACAAUGGGAUGAGGAGGAGCUCGAGGAAGUGCGGGAGCGAGAUCGCAGCCUGGCCUACUUUCGCCACGACUGGGGACCGGACCGAGUGCGCUGCAUCCCCAAUGACUGGCCAUACGGUAUCCCAGACCGGUGCGGACACUAUGUCGUCUGGUGCAAGUCGCCCAUGCUCCAUCCCUCCCUCUUCGAGACGGAUCAAACGCCGUUUGAGCCCGAAGAGAGGCAGGCCAUCUAUGAGGCCGUGGCCUAUGAUGGGGUCAGAGGGUUGACGGGCGGGCGAGGCGGUAGCGGCAAGGCUGGCGGGGAGAUCAGGGUCGUGGGCAUGAAGACGAUCCAGUUACUCAAGAGCAAGGAAGAGGUGGCUACCGCGCCGACACCGGCUGGAAGCCCAAGAGCCACGCCGUCGCCCAGACAGGGCGGGGAGGAUGCCGCUACGAUGGCUGAGCGUGCUCACUCUUGGGCAGGGAGGGAGGUCGACGCUUACUGCAAGAAGAAGUGGCCGGAGAACGAAUGGGAGACCGCAUGGUUUUGCAAUCCGCCACACCUCCGGACUGUACCUGGCUUGUCGCACUUUCAGUAAGUCGAGAGCGAAGGUAUGAGACGGGACGCGCUAGUGUUUGCUGACUUUACCACGUCUCUGCUCUAUGUAUCCUCCACAGCGUCAUUGUCCGCAGGAAGGAGUGACGGGUCGCAGUCAUCGUGUGCGCUGGUAACAGCGCCACCAGACAACAUUCCCAUAGACGUAAUUUGUCUAAGCAUAGCCUCCCAGCACUUGUAGCUGAUAGCAUCU
This is a messenger RNA of Jaminaea rosea, 1159 nucleotides long. RefSeq lists its product as hypothetical. The coding region runs from base 113 to 949 and encodes 278 amino acids. The transcript has 2 exons. NCBI's taxonomy places the organism in Eukaryota, Fungi, Basidiomycota, Exobasidiomycetes, Microstromatales. Gene Ontology annotation, cellular component: cytoplasm. The record is from RefSeq and is a predicted model, not a curated record. Gene Ontology annotation, biological process: N-acetylglucosamine metabolic process.